Messenger RNA from Neoarius graeffei (lesser salmon catfish), 1546 nucleotides. It is a transcript of the gene pla2g12a, whose product is annotated as phospholipase A2, group XIIA. Gene Ontology annotation, cellular component: extracellular region. Gene Ontology annotation, molecular function: calcium ion binding; A2-type glycerophospholipase activity. The transcript is spliced from 4 exons. The coding region runs from base 789 to 1376 and encodes 195 amino acids. Gene Ontology annotation, biological process: arachidonate secretion; phospholipid metabolic process; lipid catabolic process. The record is from RefSeq and is a predicted model, not a curated record. NCBI's taxonomy places the organism in Eukaryota, Metazoa, Chordata, Actinopteri, Siluriformes, Ariidae.
CGGAAGUGAAUGUCUGCCCCAGUGAGUCACAGCAGUCAGGUGGACUUUGGCUGCUCGGAUGGAGUGAAGAUGAUUCACAGCGGUUCUGUGUCACCUUUAACGCUUCACUCGGGUCUGAAUGAGGGAUAAAGUGCUGAAGGAGUGAUCAGGGCACAGAGAGAGAGGGAUAAAGUGCUGAAGGAGUGAUCAGGGCACAGAGAGAGAGAGGGAUAAAGUGCUGAAGGAGUGAUCAGGGCACAGAGAGAGAGGGAUAAAGUGCUGAAGGAGUGAUCAGGGCACAGAGAGAGAGGGAUAAAGUGCUGAAGGAGUGAUCAGGGCACAGAGAGAGAGGGAUAAAGUGCUGAAGGAGUGAUCAGGGCAGAGAGAGAGAGGGAUAAAGUGCUGAAGGAGUGAUCAGGGCACAGAGAGAGAGGGAUAAAGUGCUGAAGGAGUGAUCAGGGCACAGAGAGAGAGGGAUAAAGUGCUGAAGGAGUGAUCAGGGCACAGAGAGAGAGGGAUAAAGUGCUGAAGGAGUGAUCAGGGCACAGAGAGAGAGGGAUAAAGUGCUGAAGGAGUGAUCAGGGCACAGAGAGAGAGGGAUAAAGUGCUGAAGGAGUGAUCAGGGCACAGAGAGAGAGGGAUAAAGUGCUGAAGGAGUGAUCAGGGCACAGAGAGAGAGAGGGAUAAAGGGCUGAAGGAGUGAUCAGGGCACAGAGAGAGAGGGAUAAAGUGCUGAAGGAGUGAUUAGGGCAGAGAGAGAGAGGGAUAAAGUGCUGAAGGAGUGAUCAGGGCACAGAGAGAGGAGGAGAAUGCAGCGGUGCGGAGUCCCAGCGCCUCUCCUGCUCCUCUUUCUGCUGCUCUGUGGGACAUUUGGGUCCAGUGGCGGGCUGCAGGAGCUCGAACCCGAGACCCCAGACUGGAGGGAGACUUUAAAAACCAUCCGGAACGGAAUUCACAAGAUAGACACCUACCUGAACUACGCCCUGGAUUUAAUCGGAGGGUCUGAUGGACUGUGUCGGUUUCAGUGCUCUGAUGGAUACAAACUCAUUCCCAGACCUCACUACAAACACUCUCCUCCCAACGGCUGCGGCUCUCCGCUGUUUGGAUUUCAUUUUGAUCUCGGGAUUCCGUCGAUGACUAAAUGCUGUAACCAGCACGACCGCUGCUACGACACGUGUGGACGAGAGAAACAUGACUGUGAUGAUCAGUUCCACAUGUGUUUGGAGACGAUAUGUAGGAAUGUACAGAUCACACUGGGACUGGAGCAGAGUGUACACGCGUGUGAGUCGGCAGUGACUCUGCUCUUCGAUGCCGUCAUGCACCUGGGCUGUAAACCCUACCUGGACAGUCAGAGAGCUGCGUGUAUCUGCCGCUAUGAGGAGAAGACUGACCUGUGAUCAGCUGUGUUUGGGCUUUGAAAAUCCUGAGGAACGUCUGAAGAGUCAGAGCUCCGCCCUCAAAGUCUGCAGCACUGCGUAGUUUAACGUUUUCUCUGUGUGUGUGUGAUGUUUAAAAGUGUUUCUCAACCUGUAAUCAACAAAUAAUAUAAAAGAUCCUUUGAAAAAUA